This is a messenger RNA of Menidia menidia (Atlantic silverside), 4103 nucleotides long. NCBI's taxonomy places the organism in Eukaryota, Metazoa, Chordata, Actinopteri, Atheriniformes, Atherinopsidae. The record is from the annotation of a GenBank genome assembly.
UUGUCGUGCUUAUCGGGUCAUAAGCAGGCUGGCAUGGCAGCGGUGCUUCCACACACGCAGCCUGUCACAUGCAGCGAUGAGCUGGCGGUCCCCUUCCCCCUGGCCCACCGGCUGACUAUGAAGGAGGUGUUUGACGCGGAAGGCCGGCCGCGGGUGGACCUGCUCAAAGCUCACCUCACCAAGGAGGGCCGACUUGAGGAGGCCGUGGCUCUACGCAUCAUCGAUGAGGGCGCCGCCAUCCUGCGUCAGGAACGCACUAUGCUGGAUAUUGAGGCGCCAGUCACGGUGUGUGGAGAUAUCCACGGCCAGUUCUUUGACCUGAUGAAGUUAUUUGAAGUGGGAGGUUCUCCUGCCAACACGCGCUACCUCUUCCUAGGGGACUAUGUGGACAGGGGCUACUUCAGUAUUGAGUGUGUGUUGUACCUUUGGUCACUGAAAAUCCUCUACCCAAAGACACUCUUUCUUCUACGGGGAAACCAUGAAUGUAGACAUCUUACAGAAUAUUUCACCUUCAAACAAGAAUGUAAGAUCAAGUAUUCAGAACAGGUGUAUGACUCCUGCAUGGAGGCGUUUGACUGCCUGCCCUUGGCAGCUCUGAUGAAUCAGCAGUUCCUGUGCGUGCAUGGGGGGCUAUCACCAGAAAUCCACACAUUGGACGACAUCAAAAAGUUGGACCGGUUCAAGGAGCCCCCAGCAUUUGGGCCCAUGUGCGACCUGCUGUGGGCCGACCCCCUGGAAGACUUUGGCAACGAGAAAACCCAGGAGUACUUUGGGCACAAUACAGUCAGAGGAUGCUCAUAUUUCUACAGUUAUCCAGCAGUGUGCGAGUUCCUACAGACCAAUAACCUGCUGUCAAUCAUCAGAGCGCAUGAAGCACAGGAUGCUGGCUACCGCAUGUACAGAAAGAGUCAGACUACAGGUUUCCCCUCCCUCAUCACCAUCUUCUCUGCUCCUAACUACCUGGAUGUCUACAACAACAAAGCUGCUGUGUUAAAAUAUGAGAAUAACGUGAUGAACAUCCGCCAGUUCAACUGUUCUCCACACCCCUACUGGCUGCCCAACUUCAUGGAUGUCUUCACGUGGUCGCUGCCUUUCGUUGGGGAAAAGGUUACCGAGAUGCUGGUGAACGUUCUGAGUAUCUGCUCAGACGACGAACUCAUGAAUGAUGGUGAUGAGAUCUAUGAUGCCAGUGCAGCAGCAGCAAGGAAAGAGGUGAUCAAAAACAAGAUCCGAGCCAUCGGGAAGAUGGCCAAAAUGUUCUCUGUGCUACGGGAGGAGAGUGAGAACGUCUUGACCCUGAAAGGACUGACUCCCACAGGCAUGCUGCCUAGCGGCGUGCUCUCCGGGGGCAAGCAGACCCUGCAGAGUGCUACCAUUGAGGCCAUUGAAGCAAUCGAGACAGUUAAGGAUGCUGAAGCCAUCCGAGGCUUCUCUCCGCAGCACCGGAUCAGCAGUUUCGAAGAGGCCAAAGGUCUUGACCGGAUCAAUGAAAGGAUGCCGCCCCGACGCGACGCCGUCAAUAGUGUGGGCCUGUCGAUGGGCCGCAUGAACAUGGGAGAGCCCAAUGGGACAGACAGUAACAGCAAUAUACAGUGAUGGGACAUAGCACUCUCACAUGCUCCAGACACAUACAUGCAGUUACAACAACGAUACGGUACCAUAUUUAUAGAUACGUGUACAUAAGCAUAUAUACACAAGAGAAAUGCAUCACAUAUAAAAACACACACGUAAAAGACAUUACAUUCACACACAGCCAAACACCGUUAUCUAACCCCCCCCUUCCUGUUGUCAUUUAAAGGCAUGGACUUUACAACCAAAGGCCGGUAAACUGAACUGAUUGGCCGUAUUCUUGAGAACUACAACUCCCAUGUACCUGCGCAAUGACAGGAGAGAAACUCCCAAAACGCGCCUCUAUGCCAAAAAAGGAGCGCUACUUUUCAUCGGGUGUGUGAUGGAGAUCGCACACACCGGGGUUGAGGGGGUCGGCAUGAUUUUUUUGUGUGUGUGGGGUGUGUGUGUGUGUGCGUGUCUGCUGUUUAGGAUGGGGUGAAGCGUGAGGAGGCUUUCAGGGGCCCAAAGCAUUUAAAGCACUAUGUAUAUGUGCUCCUCUCUCCUGGUGGCAUCACAGCACUGGGAGUUGAAAUUAAACUUAGGUUGCUUUUUAAAAGAGUGGUUGGAAUGCCUGCAUGUGGCGCGCCUGCACAUGCUUCAAAGUGUCCUGUGUCUGUGCAGUUAUAUUUGACAAGUGUUUUUGGUUCUGAACACAAGCAGUCAACUUUUUGGUGCAAGGCUGAGCGGCUAAUGUGUCAGAAGAGAUGUGGGAGAUUAUUCCAGGUGGAGUCCAAUCUGAUCUCUCUGGCAUUUUCUUCUGGGGAGCGUAUUCCUGUUUGCUUUUGUAGCACUACACUGCACACAGUCUCCAUUUGAAGCCAAACAGAGGACCCCAUUCCUGUCCAAAACUUAAGCUCCUGGCCAGUCAGCUUGUGGGAAAGGGCCUGGAUAAUAAGUGAGAAGUCCCUCCACCCCACCGUCCUGUUGUGUGUAAAUAGGAUACAUAGAGAGGUUUUAUUGCACAUCUGACACAUAAGGUCACAGGAUGCAAGAUGCAGUAUAGUGGAAGUAUGAUGCUUUAUUCCAUGUGAGGGAGUUCAAAUGUGAAGUCAUGCUCUUCAUUCUCUUUCUACAUCCUGUUUUCUUCCUGCGUUGCUGUCUGCAACCCCCCAAAAAAUACAAAUAAAAGCAACGAUGACCGGGAAUUUCUGGUCUAUAAAGCAGGAAAUGGUAUUUCCCAGAGGAAACAGACUCUUCUGGUUGAAGGAAGGAGCAAAGACAACAAGAAGAAGUCAAAAGAAAAAGGUCUUUGUAAAGCAUUUAUAUUAAUGCAUCAGUGCAUGCAAAGUUAAGUUCUUUGAUAAUAAUGUGAAGAUUAUAUUUGUGCUCUGUGUUUCACUAUGGUAGAAACUUUUUUCUUCUUGUUUUUCUGGCUAGUAUAAAAGAACUGAGGUAUAAUGAAUCAUUUAUUUUGUACAUAAUGUUGAUUUAAUUUAUUUUUUCUAUUCAUUUAGUGUUAUAUUGCUUGAUUGAUUUUCAUCUUCUUUUUUUCCAACUUUCACCUCCAAUCUCCCUGUUUGUUUUUUUUCUUUGUCCAGGGACCAUGUCCUUCAGUUACUUUUCACGCUGUACAGAAUGAUAAGUACGCUUCUAUUCAAAGUGUCGAGUCCACGUUCUCUCCUCUCUUCUUUGUCUAUGUACAGGAGUUGUUUUUUAAAUGAUGAUUAUGAAUUACGGUAAAAACGAAUAUUAAAACUAGCAUUGAUGAAUGACCAUACUAUAUACAAAAGGCACAGGCAUUCAGGCAGCCAAAAGCAUGAUUGCAUGGUUCAAAUUUGCGCUGUUCAAAGCAAAAAGCGCAGACACAGCUUACCAGAAGAGCCGGUGUGUCGCCGUCACAAUUUAAAGAAAAAAAAGUGUAUUCUCUCUGAUCAUGAUUCUUGAUGAUUCCUCUUGUUAACUGAUAUUUAUGAUUCUAUGAUUAUUAUGAUUCUAUUUAUUAUGGACAUUAUUUUUAAUAUUUAAGCUCUCUCUUUCUGCUGGUUGCUCUUCAUGUUCUGUUGCUCCUUGGUUGAUCUUGUGCUUCUUUGGGAAAGGUGAACCCCCUCUGGGAGACCCUGUGCCAUAGAAAUUGUGCCACGGCGCUUUCUUUCUCUCUUUCUUUCUCUCUAUUUCUCUCUUUCCCUCUCUUUCUCUCCUCCCUCUAUGUUUGACUCCCCAGUCACUAACACUGUAAGCAUGCCCCAUGGGACGAUCCACUUUUUUUACUCUUGAAUAAAAUAUGCAUGAACCUUUGGCAUGAAUACUUAGCCUUUAUUUUAGGACACCCACACACAAUUUUGAACCGGAAACUAAUGCAAUGCAAAGAAUGAAUUUUCACUGGACCGGUAAUAAAACGGUUAAAUCUGGGAUGUGGCGCAUGGUUCAGAUCAUGAACUGCUAUGAAGAAGGAGCAGUUACUGAUUAAAGUUCAAGAGAUCACAAAAAGGUUUCCCAAGUCGUUUCAGUAAAUUUGGUGAAUUUAUAGAUAGGAGUUUUUCAAAUGACAGCCU